AUGGUGAGUCAGUAUUGGGCUUAUCGUAGAGAAAUUGCUCAAAACAAUGGACGUACCCGUCCUAGUGAUGAGCGUGACAUUCAAAGUGAGCGCGUCAGUCAAAUCCCAAUUUUGCAUCAAUCACAAAAUAACCGCUCUACCACACCCCAUAUCAAUCAAAGUGAGCAUGAAAACCAAAUCCCCACUAUCCAUCAAUCACAUACUAAUUGCUUUACCACACCCCGUAACAAUCAAAAUGAGCGUCACAAUCAAAUAUCCAUUACCCAUCAAUCACAAAAUAGCCACUUUACCACUCCCAGUAACACCCAAAGUGAGUAUGGCAAUCAAAUCCCCAUUAUCCAUCAAUCACAAAAUAGCCGCUUUAUCACACUUCAAAACAACCAAAAUGAGCGUGACAAUCAAAUCCCCAUCACCCAUCAUCCACAAAAUAGCCUCUUUACCACACUCCGUAGCAAUCAAAAUGAGCGAGAAAAUCAAAUUCCCAUUAUCCAUCAAUCACAAAACAGUUUCUUUACCACACCUCAAAGCAUACUGCAAAGAUCCCAACAUCGUCCUGCAAGCCUUAACAAUUUUCCAUAUGUGACUGUUGUUAAUCAGCAACCACAUAUGACUGCUAAUAAUAAACAACCACAUAUGGGUCCAUACAAAAUAACUCCUUAUCAUGCAAGUUCAAUUCAACAACAACCAUAUGCAGGUCCACGCAAAAUAACUCCUUAUCAUGCAAACUCCAUUCAAAAUUCAUCCCCCAAUAGUGUUGGUAUCCAGGGUUUUACAAACAAUUUUUCAAAUCCUACAAGACCAACUUUUCAUAAUCCAAAGAAAUUUCGAUUUGAUCCUUAUGGCGAGGGUUCUAGUCGUAUGAAUAACUCUUCUACGUUUAAUGAUUUCAAUCCCCGAAUAUCUAUCAACUUGAAUAGCUUGAAUGUUACGAAGGAUGAUGUUAUACCGAUCACAACUCCACCUUCACGUCAUAUAAUAAAAACUCCUCCUAUAUUUCAUCCUUUCACCACUCGUCCACACCUUUCUAUCACAAGUCCUAUUUCGUGUAAUCUUUUUCAUGAUAAAGAGCCUAAAAGUUAUGAGUCUGACAUUAGAGACAUCGAGGCUUGGAAAAGGAAAGGUAAGAGUUUUGUUUCCUUUGAUGAUUGUUAUGAACAAGUGUCAAAUCAAGAGAAAAUGUCACUUAUUUUCAAGGAUGAAAAGAAUGUGAUUCCUAACCGUUCAAUAAUUGAAACUAAUGAAGCCAAUAAAAAAGAUGACGAGAGUUUGGAUUUGUCGCUUCACCUUUAA
Vicia villosa (hairy vetch) is the source of this 1290-nucleotide messenger RNA. RefSeq lists its product as uncharacterized. The coding region runs from base 1 to 1290 and encodes 429 amino acids. Lineage: Eukaryota; Viridiplantae; Streptophyta; Magnoliopsida; Fabales; Fabaceae. The record is from RefSeq and is a predicted model, not a curated record. The transcript has a single exon.